AACAUAAACAUGCAAGUUAUACCAUCUUACGCUUUCCAGGGAUUAAGCACUGGAACAUUAAAUAUCAACCUUACAGGUAACUGGAACCUACAGAAAUUGCAUGAUGAUGUCUUCAUGGGAGCAACAGGUCCAACAGUUCUGGAUAUUUCCAGAACCGGUAUUGCUGCACUUCCGAUUCAUGGCUUGAAGUCUAUUAAGAAGCUCAUAGCUCAGUCGACCAAUAACUUGAAAAGGUUACCACCUCUGGACAACUUUGUUGAACUAAGGGAAGCCAGUAUGACAUACUCGAGCCACUGCUGCGCAUUCGAAAAUGAAAAUGCUAAGAAGAAAAAGGAGUUACUGUGGUCUCCAGUAUGCAACAGAUUCUAUGGCAAGAAUUACGUUUUCAGCAACACAAGCUCUGAAAUUGAAUCUGAAGUUGGAUCCACACAUUCAAAAAAAUCCAUGGAGAUGAACUCUGCUGUACCACAGCAAUAUGCAUUCCUUGAAAGUGAGGCAUGGCUCGACUCAAAUGAAGAUGAACCAUUUUUUGAUUAUGGGCUGUGCUCUAAUGUAGUAGAUGUGAUCUGUAACCCAAAAGCAGAUGACUUCAAUCCAUGUGAAGAUAUUGUGGGUAAAGAUAUUCUAAGAGUUAUAAUUUGGCUAAUGAAUAUUCUUGCUAUUAUAGGAAAUGUCAUUGUUCUCAUAGUCCUUGUAACCAGUCGAUAUAAACUCACAGUUCCACGAUUUCUCAUGUGUAAUCUUGCUUUUUCUGACUUUUGUAUGGGUCUUUACUUGUUGCUCAUUGCUUCUGUAGAUAUCCAGACAAAAGGCCAGUACUAUAACUAUGCUAUAGACUGGCAGACUGGAGCUGGGUGUGCAUCUGCUGGAUUCUUCACUGUUUUUGCUAGCGAGUUGUCAGUGUACACACUUACUACAAUCACAUUGGAAAGGUGGCAUACAAUUACUUAUGCCAUGCAGCUGGACAAAAAACUCCAUCUGAGGCAUGCCAUUGUUAUUAUGUGUGGUGGUUGGGCAUUUUCUUUCAUUGUUGCAAUUCUGCCUCUUUUAGGGAUCAGUAACUACAAGAAGGUUAGCAUUUGCCUCCCAAUGGACAUAAACUCACCAUUGUCCCAGGCUUAUAUUAUUUUCAUUUUGCUACUGAAUGUUAUUGCAUUUUUGAUAAUUUGUCUCUGCUAUAUUAAAAUCUACCUUACAGUUAGAAACCCCAACUUCAUCUCUACAAAUGGUGAUACAAAAAUUGCUAAACGUAUGGCUGUACUGAUCUUCACUGACUUUAUAUGCAUGUCGCCAAUAUCUUUCUUUGCUAUUUCUGCAGCUCUGAAGGUCCCUUUUAUCACUGUGUCUAGUUCCAAGAUACUUCUGGUUUUGUUUUACCCAAUCAAUUCUUGUGCCAAUCCUUUUCUGUAUGCAUUUUUUACAAAGACUUUUCGUCGAGAUUUCUAUAUUCUUUUGAGCAGGUUUGGCUACUGUGAAAUGAAAGCACAGCUCUACAGGACAGAAACAACAUCGUCAAUUCAAAAUUCCAAUGUGAGAAAUGGCGCUUUGGCCUCAGCAUCACACUUUGGCCAAGGCACAGUAUACACAGAGCUUCUGGCAGCUACUAAUCGCCAACAGUGUGGAGCUCACAACCUCAAUUCUGAAGAGUCCCGCCAAACACUUACAGGAAUCUAUGCUAUUAACUGAUUGUGCAUAAGCUUUCCUGAAGUAAAUUUGUUUUGCUCAUCUUGCAAGGAAGUAACCUUUCCCUGGAGAUCUCUGAUGUCUUCUUGUUAAAUUACCGAGAACUUGGUGUCUAUUGUCAAGUAUACCAGGAUCAAACUUUAGGUUCCAGCAUUGCAACUGAGCAGUCACCUCUAAUUUACAGACUAAUCUUACAGAGAAUGAAUCAGUGUUUAUACAGCAUGGGAUUAGAAUAACCUAAAUGCGGGCUGUAGAUAUAUGAUUCAAGUAAUUUGCAAAGACCCAUUUUGUGCAAGAAACUAAUAAUGCCAUAUCAGAAAGCACUUGAGUUACAUUGUCCGUAUAAGACUUACUUUAAGUUUACCAGAAUUUAUUGCUAUUUAUGCAUUUUAGUGUAAGUAGUAAUGUUAUUCUACUCUGGAUUUCUUGUAUUUGAUAGGGAAAAUUUGCUCCUGAUUUCAAGCCAUAUGUAUGAUUCCAAGAACUUGAAUGUUUAAAACAUAUGGAGCAGUAAAAUCUGUUGCAGUGGCCUCAUUUUUUGUAAAAAAAAGCUCUCAAGUGACUAGCUAAUGUUGUAUGCUGAAUUAAUGAUUCAUGCCAUACGCUGAGGUAGAUAAUCGUGCUUAUUCAUAAGGGUGGUCAUUGUCGUGUUUCAUUGUAAAAAUCUCCAUGUCAGGAUAUUUCUGUUACUAAUACAUUAAAUGUAUUAUUGUAAUUGAUGUUAGGUCACUAGAUGAAAGAAGGGAGGAAAGACAAAGACCCUUAGUCCUGACUCUAAUGUAGUAAAAUCUAGGUGGUAAGAUUGAAAUGAGGAAGAACGAGGGAGAAACUCAAAGUCAGGUCUGGGUUUUGUUACAAUUACAACUAUCUCCCAGCCCCUCCCAAUUGACAUCUACCACAACCAGCGCCACCCAAACACACACACACUCUGCCAAAGUCAAAUAUUAAUGAGGAGCCCAAAGAGAAAAAAGUAGAUGAAGAAUAACAAGUGUUACCAGCAUUUGUUUUUAACUGUAGGGUAAGGUUUAUUUUCUGUGCAUUAUCCAAAUAUAGAGGAUUAUUAACUGAUGAAAA
Molecule: messenger RNA, 2757 nt
Organism: Rhincodon typus (whale shark)
Lineage: Eukaryota; Metazoa; Chordata; Chondrichthyes; Orectolobiformes; Rhincodontidae
Product: follicle-stimulating hormone receptor-like
Exons: 4
Coding region: 10-1686 (558 amino acids)
Biological process (GO): G protein-coupled receptor signaling pathway
Cellular component (GO): membrane
Molecular function (GO): luteinizing hormone receptor activity
Source: RefSeq, a predicted model, not a curated record